This is a messenger RNA of Scutellospora calospora, 351 nucleotides long. The record is from the annotation of a GenBank genome assembly. NCBI's taxonomy places the organism in Eukaryota, Fungi, Glomeromycota, Glomeromycetes, Diversisporales, Gigasporaceae.
UCAAAAAUUCUAUUACAAAAACACUGAAUACAACCACACCAGAUGGUAUUCAAUAUAACAACCUAGGAUUACUAUACCUUCAAGAGGUGACACAAAUUAACCAUAUCACAGAGGAGUAUAAAGGGCCACACAACCUAGCUACUCAUAUUCUCCACAAGCUUGCAAAAGCUAUACAUAAGGAAAUAUGGAUCCCACGAUGCCAAAAAGUAGCAAAUCAGAUACAGUGUACUCCUGGGCAAAGAGAAAAUAUAGACCAAGCACAGUUACCCACACCAACAAAUACAAGAAGUAAUGAAGAUACUGAAAAACAAAGAACUCUAAAAAGAUCGAAUGCAAAGUUCAAAAUCUGGA